GGCGGAGCCUACAGGAAAUUUAAACCAGAGCCGCGGCAGAGGGACUCUAGAGAAUGAUUUUACAGUUUCAGGGCAACAGCCGGUGCUGGGGAGUUUGAAAGAGCUCAUGGAGUCCGCGAAUGUAAUACUGCGGCCUUGAAGGAGUACGGAGGCCGAGAAAGGGCCGAGAAUUUGGGAGAGCCGGGAAAGGGCGACGAUUGCUUUGAGCUGGAGAGUUCAAUGGCUGAGAGUAGGCUCCGUGCCUCGGACCUAGGGGCUCAGCUCAGAGUUUCCAGUUGUCUGGGAAAAUGCCAGAAGAGUUCACCAGAUGCUGGGAGGCGGCAGCCCUUUUCUGGAAAGUCCUUUUACCUGGAUCUGCCUGCUGGCAAGACUCUCCAGUUUUUGAUGGAGGCCAUCCAGCAGCUGGGUGGGGUAAUUGAGGGUUUUCUGAGCAAAGAAGUUAAUUACAUCGUGUCCAGCCGCAGGGAGGCGAAGGCAGAGAGCAGUGGGACAAGCUACAGAGGCCGCUCCAGCCCCAGCGAGAUCAGAGUGGAAAUCCCUUCCACAGCCAAUCCAAAAGGCAGCCACACCGGGCCUUCACAGAAACCCGUGGACUCGGUGAGCUACCCAGCUUCAUUGCUCUCCUCUUCCUGUCAGCUGCCCAUGAGCAGGGGAAAGGAGCUCCUGCGGAAGGCCAUCAGAAACCAGGGGAGCAGCAGUGGAGGAGGCAGCGGGAGCAGCAGCAGCCUCCUGACCAGUGCCCGCUCCUGGGGAGUGAGGAUUCUGCAUGUGGAUGCAGGUGCAGAAGUGACACGUAGCCAGAAGGUGGCAGGCAAGGCUGGUGUGAUCCAAUGUGCCAGGCCGGAAAUGAUGAUGCACGUGCAGCAACUCUCUCUAGAUGCUUUAUGUGCGAAGAAACAAGGGCCAAAGAAGCCAGAGGGAACAUGUCCAGCAGAGUCAAGAACGCGGAAAGUGGCCAGAUUGAAAGCACCAUUCCUCAAGAUAGAAGAUGAGAGCCGGAAGUUUCGUCCCUUCCACCAUCAGUUUAAAUCCUUUCCUGAAAUUUCUUUUCUGGGACCCAAAGAUGGAAGUCCCUUUGAGGCCCCGACGACCCUGGACCGCUCGCACUGUACCAGAGAACCCAAGGACAGAGAGCCAAGCCCACAAUCAGCCGCUCGCACUGUGCCCAGGAGGAAGAAAGGGUACUGUGAGUGCUGCCAGGAGGCCUACGAGGAGCUCCAUGGGCAUCUCCAGAGUGCCCAGCAUCAGGCCUUUGCCCUAGAAGCCCACCCAUACGCAGCAGUUGAUCGGAUCAUUGCCCAGCUCAGCCACAGCUUUGCAGACAUCCCUUCCCAGGCCAGCCUGCCCAGGCAGCCAGGCUCCCCGGCUUUGGACUGUGACCCUUUGUGUCCCAAGACUCUGCCUCCCGGCCAACCAUCUCAUGCCAAGGCAGCAUCUCCCAAGAUGAGGGAGGAAGACAACCGCCAGGCCCCAGACAUCCCAGAACAGGAUGAGAUGGCGGGCAGCAUGAAGGCACCAGCUGAACAUGUGGGAGCUGACAAGAUACCCGGACCAGCAGCAAGCUGCCAAGAGCUGGGAGGGUCAGUUGGUGUCAUUGUGGACCCCCCAGGGACACCGAUGUCCAGGAACCCAGAUUUCCAGUGCCUCCUGACCAGCUCUGGUUUUACAGACUUCUCCUCUGGCCCAGACCUGGCACUUGUUGGCCACAAGAGGAAGGUUCAGUCCCCCUGUGGCAAUGCCGAGAAGCGGCCAGGAGUCUCUGGGCCACAGGCCUCAUUCUUUGUCUCAAGUUUCCCCAACCCCUGUGGCACCAGGACAACCAAUGGCAGACAUCUCUCCCUUCCCCUUCCAGGCCCUGAGCCCAGCCCUCUGGCCUCCCUCCUGCCCUCGUGCCACCCACAGACCACCCUCGCCCUUCCAGACCCCUCCCCUUGGCAGCCCACAGACAGGCCAGCAGAGCUCUGGGCCACACAGCCUCCCUGGCCUGGGGGAAGAUAUUCCCCAGGAUCUGAGGAUUCUGAGUGUGCAGCCCCUGGCCCUGUCUCCCAGCAGGUUGACCAGCUUCCCAGCUGUCCCAAAGCUCCAGGCCAGCUGUCAGCCCACCUGCACUCAGCUGUGAGCACACAACCCCCAGGAGGACCUGCAGGGAGCCACACUACCUCUCUCCCCCACCCUCUGCCAGCCAGCGGGGGAGCCAGCUGCUCCCGUUGGUUGUGGGGCCCCCAGCCUCUCCCAGUCCCCUGCCUCCCUGUCUCCCAGCCCCAGCCCAGUGCCAGCAGAGAACUACUCCUGUGAGUCCCCCAGAGCAUACAGCUCUUCAUGGGGCCAGAGAGCUCCUGACUCCAGGGCUAGGUACGCAGAUAGAAGUUACACCUCUGCUGAGUGCUGCACACCAGCCAGGGCAGAGCAGGUACACAGAGGAGCAGUGCCUCCCCAACGGAGCCAGAAGCAGCCCGGGGCUUGGCCUUCAAAGUCCAAAUAAGCAGCUGUUGUCAUGGCCAAGCUCUGUGGGCCAACAGAGCCAUUCCUUCCCACCACCCAGUCUUCAGGUAGGACUAAGAGAGUCUGGGCUUGGGGGCUUCCCUCUCCUAAGCCUACCUCCAGCCAUGUUCCUGACCAGGCAGUGAUCUGCGAUGGGCUUGUCCAGCCAUGGCCAGCUGCCCACUUGCCAGGAGGCAGAGGCAAGGUUGGCAUAGGGAGGGAUCACAAAGAAGCUGGAGCAGCAGGAGCCCUGGCCUGGCUUCCUGUCCCUCUGCAGGCACUUGCCUCUUUGCAGAGCCCACGGUUAGUUGUCAGUGUUCCCCACCCCCACCCCCAGCCUCCUUUCCCACAAGCAUGUGGCUCGCUCCUGCUUUCCGAAAUGCCUGUUUGUCCCCUCCCCCAGCCCCCCACGCUGUGCACACAUAUCCUCAGGAACAUAUGAAGCAGAGGAGGGGCUUGGCUGCAGCAUCGAUAGAGCUACCUCUCCCUGCAUUUAGUGGGGGCCCAGCACUGACCUUCCCCUGAGCUCAGGAUGUGGCCAGGGCCCCCUCUGAGGACAGACCCCUCUGCUCUUCCCUGCCUCAGUCCUGGCUGCCCACCUGGGGUUCUGUCCCAGGGUCAGUAGCUCACCUGCCAACUUCUCCAUCACCGGCUUCUGUUCCUCCCCAAGGACCUCCCCCCAUUUCUUUCAGCUAAGCCAUUAAUCUGGAGACAGAGAUGGAUUUGCUAUUGAUUCUUUAGCCACUUUUUUUUUUUUUAUUAUUACAUUUCAUACUGUGGUUCUUCUCACCCUUCUCUGCCUCUGUGUUUAUCUCUUUAAAUGUUGGAGCUACCAGAAGCCUGGUGCUAUUCUGUGUCUCAUUUCAGAGGAAGAAAGGGGGAGGCCUAGCUGCGGGUGAGGACCUGAGUUGUUAGUUUGGAAAUAGAGCAACUGUGUGUACAACCCUCACAGAGGUCACGUUUGGCCUUUUUAUGCCAUUCCUGUUAAAUUUCACAGUCUUGGUUCAGGAACUGUAAAUAAAUUUGUUAAUAGCAAAGA
This is a messenger RNA of Pteropus alecto (black flying fox), 3520 nucleotides long. RefSeq names its product DBF4 zinc finger B (gene DBF4B). Gene Ontology annotation, cellular component: Dbf4-dependent protein kinase complex; nucleus. Bases 220 to 2295 code for a protein of 691 amino acids. Gene Ontology annotation, biological process: positive regulation of nuclear cell cycle DNA replication; regulation of cell cycle phase transition. The transcript is spliced from 14 exons. Gene Ontology annotation, molecular function: protein serine/threonine kinase activator activity; zinc ion binding; nucleic acid binding. Lineage: Eukaryota; Metazoa; Chordata; Mammalia; Chiroptera; Pteropodidae. The record is from RefSeq and is a predicted model, not a curated record.